CUCUAGCGUUUUGCUGUCCUUCCUGCAGCAACACUGUGAGCAGGAUUGAGGGAGAAGGAUGUGGUCCUUUUUUGCUCGGGAUCCUAUCAAAGACUUCAACUAUGAAAUUUUACCCGAAAACCAAGAAAAUUCAGGCAUAUGGACACUUAGUCGGGGGAAACGCAAGACUACUGGUGAAUCAGUAUCGCUCUUCGUGUAUGAGGUGUCCCAGGGAACAGAUGAGCAAACACAGCUGGCUAAAGCAGCUUUCAAACGCACAAAAACACUCAGACAUCCUAACAUCUUAUCCUACGUAGAUGGGUUAGAGACAGAGAAAAGUUUAUACAUUGUCACAGAACCAGUGACCCCUCUAGCAGCACACCUGAAGGUCCAGGCGGAGAAAGGUGUUGUUAGCGACUUAGAGGUGUCAUGGGGCCUUCACCAGAUUGUGAAAGCCCUAAGCUUCUUGGUAAACGACUGUCACCUCCUCCAUAAUAACCUGGGCAUGUGGGCCAUCUUUGUGGACCGUGCCGGUGAAUGGAAACUUGGAGGGUUGGAUCAUGUGACCUCUGAUCAAGGAGACUCCACUUCCUUACCUCCGCCUAAAGUAAUCAACCCCGAUCUGGAGAAAUAUGACCCUCCUGAGAGCCCCGGCAGUGGUGGAGACAAAUGGUCAGGGGAUGUGUGGCGUCUCGGUUGUCUUAUUUGGGAAGUAUUUAAUGGAUCCUUAGCCCGUGCCUCCUCAUUACGAUCUCUUGGCAAGAUUCCAAAAAAGUUAGUCCCGCAUUACUGUGAGUUGGUCGGGGCAAACCCAAAGAUUCGUCCCAACCCGGCAAGGUUCCUACUGAACUGCAGAUCUCCAGGAGGUUUCAUGAACAACAGCUUUGUGGAGAGCUGCCUGUUUCUGGAAGAGAUACAGAUUAAGGAGCCUGCAGAGAAGCAGCAGUUCUUCCAGGACCUGAGUGAGAACCUCGACUCGUUCCCUGAAGAUUUUUGCAAGCACAAAGUGCUGCCUCAGCUCCUCACAGCCUUCGAGUUUGGAAAUGCUGGUGCUGUCGUUCUCACACCUCUAUUUAAGGUAGGGAAGUAUUUGUCAGCUGAAGAGUACCAGCAGAAAAUCAUCCCAGUCAUAGUGAAGAUGUUUUCCUCUACUGACCGAGCUAUGAGGAUACGACUGCUACAACAGAUGGAGCAAUUUAUCCAGUAUUUAAAUGAAGCAGCAGUAAACUCCCAGAUCUUCCCACACGUGGUACACGGUUUCACAGACACAAAUCCUGCCAUUCGAGAGCAGACUGUAAAGUCCAUGCUCUUGUUGGCCCCUAAACUGAACGAGACCAAUUUAAACCAGGAGUUGAUGCGUCACUUUGCACGUCUGCAGGCCCGGGAUGAUCAGGGCCCCAUUCGGUGCAACACCACAGUUUGCCUGGGCAAAAUCGCCCCCUACCUCAAUCCCGGGAUGCGACAGCGUGUUUUAGUAUCUGCGUUCACGCGUGCAACUAAAGACCCGUUUCCUGCCUCACGCGCAGCUGGUGUGCUCGGCUUCGCUGCCACUAAUCAGUACUAUAGUGUGACCGAGAGCGCCGCUCGCAUUCUGCCCACAUUGUGCACACUGAUCGUGGAUCCAGACAAAAAUGUCAGAGAUCAGGCAUUCAAAGCUAUCAAAAGUUUCCUCAGUAAGCUGGAGACAGUUUCAGAAGACCCCUCUAAAAUAGCUGAAAUAGAGAAGGAUGUGACUUCUUCAGGACAGACAGGGGGGUCUGCUGCCACAUGGGCAGGGUGGGCCGUAACCGGUGUUUCGUCCCUUACCUCUAAACUUAUACGAAAUGCUCCGGCUGGUUCGGAGGCAGCACCUGCUGAAAACAGUCCUGCCCCACAACCUACACCUGGACCUGUAACCACACAUACAGCAAACAAAGGUCCAGAGUUAAAACCACAGCCAUCCAGUGCCCGUGGUGCCCUAGACAUCCAAUCAGAGACUUCAAAUGAGGAGACAACAGAGGCUGAUGUCGAUCGGUGGGAUGAUGAGGAUUGGGGAAGCCUUGAGGACCCUGAAAAACUUCGGACAGACCCAGACGAUUGGCAUUCAGAUUGGUCGGCCAUGUCCUCAGCACAAAAGAAAAACAAUGUUGGUCGGAAGUCAUCUGAGAUGGUUAAGAAGCAGAGUUCUGAUUGGAGCUCAGGCUGGGAUGCUGAUGACAGCUGGUCCAAUGACAAAGAUGCCGAUGGUCAGAGUCAAAGUUCACCUGCCGAUGAGGGUUGGGGUAACGAUUGGGAAGGGAAUGAGAGUCUGGCCGAGAGUUUUUCCCCAACCCCACGACAAAAACCCACUUCCUCGGUCUCAGGCAGUGGUCCAAAAGGUGCCAGUUUAAGCGCUGGACAGGAAGAGUUACGAUUGGCUAGCGAGUACAACUGGGAUGCAGGAAAAUCAUCAACAUCGGAUCUGUUUUCCAGUGUGUCACAAAGGACAAAUAACACUGCUGCUACUAUGAAAUCUGAUGGCUGGGAUGCAGAUGCCACAGGAGACUGGGGAGCAGAGGAAAACUGGGAAUCAUUGGAUGAUGAUCAGGGUCUAAGUAAGGCAGAAUUGGCAAAGAAAAAACGAGAAGAGAGAAGGAAAGAGCUUGAGGCCAAACGGGCAGAACGCAAGGCAGCAAAGGGUCCUCUCAAACUGGGCGCACGCAAACUAGACUGAAUUAUAAGGGUAAACAUUGAAGGUAGCAGUCCAGAGGCUCUGAACAGUCAUGAACUCAUUGAAAAUGAAGAGACUUCAUUCAGUGUAAGAUUUUAAAGAAACAUUCCCGGGAUGUCAGAGAGGAGGAACCUCAAAGCUGUCUGACCAUUGGGCCAAUAUGAAGAGCAAAUCCGUCUCCCACAUCUGCAAAGCAUAAACUAUGAUAUUCCUUUACUCUUCUUACAGUAUCAUGAUUUUUUUUUUAUAUGUAAAAUAUCAUCAUAGUUUAUUGAGUUUAUAAACUCACAAGUCAGUGACAGUUGCAGGGUUUAAGAUUUAACAAUGAAAUCAUAAUCUAUAUAUGUAUUGCGAUUAUACAUUUAAUACUGAAUCGAUGUGGACUUUAAGGACUUUUAACAGUGGAUUACACAAAGAAACUCCAGUACAGUCAGAAGAAAGCUGGGGCAAUAAGGGUCCCAGGUGGGCCGGUGUCAUUUCCAGUGCAUGUAUGAACACAACAGUGGGUUCACGGGACAGAAGAUUUACGUACAGUAACUCAUUAAAGGUGUUUUGGAUCUUUCUUUAGCCAUACAACAUAGUACAGUUGGAUCUCCUUGUUACUUUUGGUUUGUGCCUUUUAUCUUGGAUGGUGGCACUGCUUAUGUUGUAAAAUAAAUAAAUCAAUGUUUUUUUUAGUUCAUGGGACUGAGAUCUAGUGCAAUAUUUUCAGAGUACAUAUUCAUAUAUUGUACAGACUCAUUUUAACUCAAAAAGAUGAACAAUAAACUUUUCUCUGAAAUGUACUGUA
This is a messenger RNA of Paramisgurnus dabryanus, 3458 nucleotides long. It is a transcript of the gene scyl1, whose product is annotated as SCY1-like, kinase-like 1. The record is from RefSeq and is a predicted model, not a curated record. Gene Ontology annotation, biological process: protein phosphorylation. Lineage: Eukaryota; Metazoa; Chordata; Actinopteri; Cypriniformes; Cobitidae. Gene Ontology annotation, molecular function: ATP binding; protein binding; protein kinase activity.